This is a messenger RNA of Culex pipiens pallens (northern house mosquito), 1596 nucleotides long. Its product is annotated as 26S protease regulatory subunit 6A-like. Gene Ontology annotation, molecular function: proteasome-activating activity. Gene Ontology annotation, cellular component: proteasome regulatory particle, base subcomplex. Lineage: Eukaryota; Metazoa; Arthropoda; Insecta; Diptera; Culicidae. The transcript has a single exon. Gene Ontology annotation, biological process: proteasome-mediated ubiquitin-dependent protein catabolic process. The record is from RefSeq and is a predicted model, not a curated record. Bases 698 to 898 code for a protein of 66 amino acids.
AAUUUUUGUGAGAAUAGCCUUAGAUGUAACAACAUGACUCACGAAAAAUGCAGGAUGGAGCAACUCACCUAAAAAAUAAUACAAAAAUCAUUUACUAAAACUGUUUUUUUUAAAACGUCAAAAUUUUCACCAUUGUCCGGAGUCCAAUCGUUAUGAAGUUACAACGCUUUUUGAUGGUUUGAUGCACGAGGUGGUCACUCCAAAUAUAUUGCAUUUAUUUCAUAAGUUGAUCCGUAUGUGCAUCCAUAUUCACGUGUAUACACGAUUCCUCUAUGAAUUUUAUUUCAGUGUUUUUACAGCUGUCAUCGCAAACGCGCGCACUGCUGAUUGUUUACAAACAAAAAGAAAUCCCUUAAAUUUUGCUGUUCUCCGGCCACAUUUUUUGGAUUGCAAGGCACGCUAUGUUGAAUUCCGAGGAGUAAUCGGGACGGGAUACCAAGAUCAGUAGAAACUGAUCGAGCUGCUGGACGUGGACCCGCAGGAGACGGAAGACGACCGUGAGGUGGUGGUGUUGGACUACCAGAGGAAGGGCAAGCGCCCCGUCAUCAAGACUACGACACGACAGACGUACUUUUUGCUCGUGAUUGGCCUGGUUGUUCCGGAGAAGCUCAAGCCGGGCGAUGAGAGUGAACAAGGACUCGUACGUCGUACUUCAUCCUGGACACUUCCGGCCGAGUAUGACGCGCGCGUCAAGGCGAUGGAGGUGGACGAACGGCCCACCGAGCACUACUCGGACAUUGGCGGGUUGGACAAGCAAAUCCAGGAACUAAUUGAGGCCGUCGUGUUGCCGAUGACGCACAAGGACAUGUUCAUGAACCUGGGAAUUCAUCCGCCGAAGGGAGUGCUGUACGCUGUCGGCUGGUACCAGGGGGAUGCUAACGGCAGCCAUCUUGGGUGAUUGAGAUUGAUAACGCGCGCAAACUGCGCACAGUGAAAACAAAAAUAUUUCUUUUUUUUAAUAAUUCAAUUUUUGUUAUAAGAAUUACUUUAGUAAAAGUCAAAUUACACAGUAGUUAAGUUAAACGUUUCAUGUGAUAAAAGUACAACUUUAAAUGAGGUCAUCGGCCCGAUGUGUGCUUAAUAAUCCCAACUUUAGUAGUUUAUUUUGCAAAAAAAAAUGAUAAAAAUCACCUCACAUACAUACACUAACUCUUAAACGUACAUUGCGGUAACAUUUUACAUAGAAACAAUAAUUACUUUAUUUCCAUUUUAUGCCUGCAGUUUUUGCACUUUUUUUUACAGUGCGCAGUUGCUUUGUUUUGGUUCCGUAACGAACAGCUGUUCUUUUGUGCUGGAGCCGAAGUUGACAUUUCCCUUUUGUUCUGGUGCCGAAGUUGACAACUUGUGUUGGCUGCGGGCGAGCUGCCUGUAGUGAGAUAUAGAUGUCGCCCCCCUGGCUGGUACCUGUGUGGCGCAAACAAAGUCGACCUUCCUAAAGCUGGCCGACCCGCAGCUGGUGCAGAUGUUCAUCGGAGACAGUGCCAAGCUCGUCCGGAACGCGUUUGCACUAGCCAAGGAAAAGUCGCCGGCGAUUACUUCCUGCACGCGAUUACGCUGCAGACGCAUCUAACUGUUUCAUAUCCAGAGCAACAUUUG